Diaporthe amygdali is the source of this 495-nucleotide messenger RNA. RefSeq names its product metal tolerance protein 3. The transcript has a single exon. The coding region runs from base 1 to 495 and encodes 164 amino acids. The record is from RefSeq and is a predicted model, not a curated record. Lineage: Eukaryota; Fungi; Ascomycota; Sordariomycetes; Diaporthales; Diaporthaceae.
AUGCAAAGUCCACUCACCACCGCCAUCCUCCUUCUGGCCACACUGUCGGCUGCAGUGUUCGCCUCGCCCGCGUCCGGCAUCACCGACGCCGAGGGAAGCGUCAAGGUCGUCCGCCAGUUUACCGGCACAAUCCUCUCGACACAGGCAGCAUGCCUCCAGUACAGCCAGAUAGCCAACAUGUCCGUCAUCGGGGGCAACAGCAGCUACCGCACCACCUUCCUCGAGCAGAGCCCCGUCGGCACCCUCGCUAACUCGGCCAUGCUCAACAAGGCCAUCCUCGUCGCCCCGAACCUGACCGCCGACGCCGAGCUCAACCAGGCCUGCGGCAACCUGACGGCUAUCGCGAUCCAGGAGGCGGCGACCAACUUCACGAAGGGUAUCGUGGCCCAGUUCACCUUCACAGGAAACCCAGCCUCGGUGGUUAACGGGCCGAUCAUUGCCGUCGUGGUCAUCCUGUGCUUGCUCAUCCAAGUGGGUCCUCUGACCGCAUUGUGA